AUGGCUUCUACUAUGGCGGCCAAUGCAACCGGCGUACACAACGUACGAUCGAAUCGAGGUGGCAACAUGGGUUCAUCUGGCAUGAACAAUGAUCGUUCGCAUGGAUCUCACGGUAACAGCGUGGGCAAGGGAUUCAGUGGCAAAUCAACCUGGAACAAUACCAUCUGGGGCGAUUCAAACCUAGGUGGUGGCUUUGCAGACGAACAAAACAUGGCUGAGACGGCGUUUGGAGGAAAGUCAGGCUCAGGCUCCCUGCUGUCGACAUCUGAGUCGGAUGGCUGGGUUGGUCGCCCCAACCUUCCCUGGAGUACGGUGAACUCAUCUCUGGCGAUGAGCCAGAACCGUACCAUGGCCACCUCGCCAAUUCAGACUCGUGCGAAUGAUCGUAGUGCGCCCGCCAUGAACGAUGCGCCCGACUCUUCCUACUUCCUCCCCCGCAGUUCAGGGAUCACGAACCCUGCAAACACAGUGAGCCAUCGCCCAUACCUCAACUCGGGUUCAGAGGGAGUUUCUCCAUCCGGGGAUGGAAUGACAUUUGGCGGGUUUCCUGCUCUGCGCAAUGGAGACGGAAGACGCCAGAUGAGUUCGUCUGGCCUGAGUGGCAGCCCUGUAGGCACCCAAUUUCCAGUGAAGUCUGGGUACAACGGAUCAAUGGAUGGUUCGCGGGCUGAUGAGAUGGCUGCCAACAUCGCCAUGACAUCGCUGCCUUCUGCUCUCCCAGACGGUCUAUCUCCCCCUCAGACCCGCACCUCUCUGUCACACAUCCCCCACAACUCCGCCUCUUAUGCUCAACGACCAGCGCACUCCGCUCACCCCUCUUUCUACUCUGAUAACCACAGUGUCGACGGUCGCUACAAUGGUGGAUCCAUCGAUCUCUCAGCUGGAUUCAACAAGCUUCAAUUGAACGACGGUGGCUUCGUUUCGCAAGGCUCAGCUCAACGACCGCAGUUCGUACCGCACGCCUCCUUUGAUGGCACUAUGCCGCGUAACAAGUACCAGAAUGAGGAUGGUGGCUACCAAUCCUUGGCUGGAUAUGGCGAGAGUGCCCAAGAGAUGCACCUCGCAUACCAAGCCCGCGCUCGCGGUGCUGAGACUGGUUCGAUCUCACCUUCUGACUAUGCUCGGAUGGAUAGCCCCCUCUAUGGUGGUGUGGAUGCCUCAGCUCAAUACCGCAAUGCCGGUGCGCGUAUGCCCGACAACCAGGUUGCAGCCUUCGAACGUCGCCUGCGCAAUCUUCAAGAGCAAGAGUUUGCUCAAGGCCAGGGUAACUCCCUUCAGCGCAUGCAGAUGCCACCCGCAUACGACUACUCCAACUACCAGAAUGCUGCUCGACUGAACGCGAUCCAAGGCUUCUACCCAAUGGCGCAGCUCGGAGCAAUGAAUGGAGCAGCCGCUCUCGCAUCUCGCGUACACCGUGACCACGACCCGUCUCAAGUUGUUCGCAGCCCGCUUCUGGAGGAAUUCCGUGCCAACAGCAAAGGCAACAAGCGAUACGAGCUGAAGGAUAUCUACAACCACGUGGUUGAAUUUAGCGGAGACCAGCACGGCUCACGAUUCAUUCAGCAGAAGCUGGAGACCGCGAACAGUGAUGAGAAGGAGCAAGUGUUCCGCGAGAUCCAACCCAACUGCUUGCAGCUGAUGACUGAUGUCUUCGGCAAUUACGUCGUCCAGAAGCUCUUCGAGCAUGGCAACCAGACACAAAAGAAGAUCCUCGCAAAUCAGAUGCGUGGACACGUGCUUGCUUUGUCAACACAGAUGUAUGGGUGUCGUGUCGUGCAGAAGGCUCUAGAGCACAUUCUCACUGAUCAGCAAGCUGCCAUGGUGAAGGAGCUCGAGAACCACGUUUUGAAAUGUGUGCGUGACCAAAACGGUAAUCAUGUCAUCCAGAAGGCCAUCGAGCGUGUGCCGUCGCAGUACGUGCAGUUUAUCAUCAACGCCUUCCGUGGCCAAGUCAACCGCCUGGCUGCCCAUCCAUAUGGUUGCCGCGUCAUCCAGCGCAUGCUUGAGCAUUGUGAAGAGGUUGACCGUGAAUCUAUUCUGGCAGAACUUCACGCUUGCACUUCGAACCUUAUUCCUGACCAGUUUGGCAACUACGUUAUUCAACACGUGAUUGAGAAUGGGGACGAGAAGGACCGCAAUCGCAUGAUUAUCAUUGUCAUGUCUCAGCUACUUGCCUACUCUAAGCACAAGUUUGCUAGCAAUGUCGUGGAAAAGAGCAUCGAGUUUGGUGAAGAAAGCCAGCGUCGUCACAUCAUCUCCACCCUUACCUCUCCCAACGACCGUGGCGAGAGCCCUCUGCUCGGCUUGAUGCGAGACCAGUAUGGCAACUAUGUCAUCCAAAAGGUUCUUGGCCAGCUGAAGGGUGAAGAGCGCGAGGCUCUCAUCGACCAGAUCAAGCCCCUACUCAGUCAACUGAAAAAGUUCAGCUACGGCAAGCAGAUCGUGGCUAUUGAGAAACUGAUCUUCGACCCAAACUGCCCUCUGUCUCACACCACCUCUACCACUCCUCCCAACUCUCACAAAUCCUCCCCUCAGCCCUCUAAGCGGUCGAUCACUAUGGAACAGACUCGUGCUCCAUUUGUUGGCACUGCCCCGCCUACCCCUCCUCCGACGGACAACCAGAACACCGUCGAUGGCUCUCUCGAAUCCAAGAGCCUUGCUAAGAGCACUGUGACUUCGGUGUCCAGUCCCGAGACGAGUGACACUGGUGUUCCCGUCUCGGUCGAUGUCACCAGCGCUCACUAA
This is a messenger RNA of Penicillium malachiteum, 2745 nucleotides long. Its product is annotated as mRNA-binding protein PUF3. The record is from RefSeq and is a predicted model, not a curated record. NCBI's taxonomy places the organism in Eukaryota, Fungi, Ascomycota, Eurotiomycetes, Eurotiales, Aspergillaceae. The transcript has 3 exons. Gene Ontology annotation, cellular component: cytoplasm. Gene Ontology annotation, biological process: nuclear-transcribed mRNA catabolic process, deadenylation-dependent decay. Gene Ontology annotation, molecular function: mRNA 3'-UTR binding. The coding region runs from base 1 to 2745 and encodes 914 amino acids.